Messenger RNA from Trichoderma citrinoviride, 1041 nucleotides. RefSeq lists its product as hypothetical. The transcript has a single exon. Bases 1 to 1041 code for a protein of 346 amino acids. NCBI's taxonomy places the organism in Eukaryota, Fungi, Ascomycota, Sordariomycetes, Hypocreales, Hypocreaceae. The record is from RefSeq and is a predicted model, not a curated record.
AUGGCCACCGUCGCCGCGCUCUUCGUCCACUCCGACGUCGACAUCGCCCUCCUCUGGUCGCAGUGCCACGCGCGCUCCCAGAUGCCCGUCCUCAGCCGCGUGCCCCUGCUCGGCACCCCCAGCUGCUUCCUCGUCAGCUUCUUCCGCGCCGCGCUCGACUCGCUGCGCUCGCGCGCCGUCAUGGGCGUCGUCCUGGCGUACGUCGGCGCGCUGGCCACGGUGUGCACCGUGGAGGCGGCGCGGCGGUGCAACCAGCCCAGCGGCUUCAUCGCCAGGCCGACCGUCUGGUGGCUGCUGUUCAACUUGCUCGGGGGAGCGGUGGUGUGGCAGCUGGUGAUUGUGCCGGCGUUCCUGCACCGGGCCAAGGCGCUGGUAGCGGCGGAGGGGGAACAGCAGGGAAACGACGACGGCGAUGGCUGUUGGACGGCGGAGGAGAAGCUUGAGGAGCGGACGCUGUCGGAUUCCGAGGCCGUGGCCAUCCCCAUCGCCGUCGCGGUUGGCUAUUUCCUGCCGUCGGCGCUCAUGCUGGCGUUCCACUCGCCGGCCACCAUCGGCGUCUGGCUGUUCUUCCCCGUCUACAUCUCCGUCGUGCGCCAGGCCGUGCGCCAUCUGAUCGAGAGGAUCCGAAGCGUCAGCCCCGCGAGCAUCCACCACGAGUCGCACUGGCAGUGCGUCGUCCUCGUCCACGCCCUGCCCGUCGCGCUGUCCGUCGCGGCGCACGUCUUUGUGCUGUGGAACCUGGCCCGGCGCGACGACGACCGCAAGGAGAUGACGAGGCUGACGGUGAGCUUCAUCGAGAUCGACUUUCAGUUCAUCGUCUGGACGGUCCUGUACUGGGUGUUUGUGGAGGCCGGGUGGAGGGUGCCGCUGGGCAUGGUUGCGGUCUCGGUGGUUGCUGGGCCCGGGGCCGGCGUCUGUCUGGGGUGGUUGCUGAGGGAGAGGUUGCUGGUGAAGCAUGGGUUUGCGGGAUGGAGGGCUCGUGGUGAUGAUGAGGAGGAGGAGGAUGGGCGUGUGGGUGAGGAGAGGCCGUUGUUGGGGUGA